Dermacentor silvarum is the source of this 550-nucleotide messenger RNA. Its product is annotated as salivary cystatin-L2-like. The record is from RefSeq and is a predicted model, not a curated record. NCBI's taxonomy places the organism in Eukaryota, Metazoa, Arthropoda, Arachnida, Ixodida, Ixodidae. The annotation marks the transcript as partial. The transcript is spliced from 3 exons. Gene Ontology annotation, molecular function: cysteine-type endopeptidase inhibitor activity.
AUACACAGGCUGUCAUGGUUUCUGGUGGGAUUGGCCCGUUCGGGAUCGUGGUGGUCCUGGUCACCGACCUUCCUGUGCUGCGCGGCUGACUCGCCUACGCUGAAGGGUGGCUGGACGAGGAAGAACGUGGGUGAAGAUGCGAUAUUCGAGGAGGUGGCCCAUUACGCUAUAUCCCAACAAGUCGGCGAACGAGAAUUCUUCGACACCGUGCUCGAACUGGUCGAAGUGGAGACCCAGACUGUGGCGGGCACAAACUACCGGAUCAAGUUCAAGAUAGCAGAAUCAACCUGCAGGGUGACUGAGGUUUACAGCAAAGAUGUCUGCGUUCCCAAGUCUAGAGAGACGGUCAAGGACACUUGCACUGCGGUUGUCUACGAUGUGCCUUGGCUGAACGAGCGCUCGGUGUCAUCUUUCAACUGCGAAGGAACCAACACGUCAGCCUAGAGGAACACAUACUACGCUGAAUUUCAACGUUGGACCGGGUCGCCCUGUUUACCACCCUCCAUGGCCGCAUAAUUCCCAGUAGAAAAUAAAGGCAGUACACUAAUUG